Molecule: messenger RNA, 1014 nt
Organism: Anarrhichthys ocellatus (wolf-eel)
Lineage: Eukaryota; Metazoa; Chordata; Actinopteri; Perciformes; Anarhichadidae
Gene: atp5pb
Product: ATP synthase peripheral stalk-membrane subunit b
Exons: 7
Coding region: 86-844 (252 amino acids)
Biological process (GO): proton motive force-driven ATP synthesis
Molecular function (GO): proton-transporting ATP synthase activity, rotational mechanism
Source: RefSeq, a predicted model, not a curated record
CUUGCGGCUCUUUGCAGAAGGGCACGAAGAGACCGAAACAAGGGUGCCCCGGUGUAGCAAGAACUCGGCACUUCAUUCUUCAAACAUGCUGUCCAGACUCGUUAUUGUGUCAGCUGCUGGCCUGAAAAGCUGCAGCCCCCUUGGAGCUGGCCUGGUCCAGGCGUCUCGCUCCCUGCACACAUCGUCCCAGAGUCUGGCCCCGGUGCCCGCUCUGCCAGAGAAGGGAGGCAAAGUUCGCCAUGGCAUCUUCCCCGACGAGAUUUUCCAGCUCCUAUACCCCAAAACUGGAGUCACAGGGCCUUACAUGCUGGGCACUGGCCUCCUCCUCUACAUGCUUUCCAAGGAAAUCUACGUCAUCAACCAUGAGACCUUUGCUGCUGCUUCCAUCGGUGCUGUCAUCAUCUAUGGUGUCAAGAAAUUUGGCCCAAGUGUUGCAGCUUUUGCUGACAAACUGAACGAGGACAAAGUGUCUAAGGCUCAAGAGGUGAAGGACGUGGCCAUGGCCAGUCUGACUCAGGCUAUUGAGGAUGAGAAGAAGGAACAAUGGAGAGCAGAGGGAAGAUCAAUGCUCUUCGACGCCAAGAGGAACAAUGUGGCCAUGCUGUUGGAGACCAACUUCAGAGAGAGGCUACACAUGGUGACCAACGAGGUGAAGAGGCGCUUGGACUACCAGGUCGCGCUGCAGAAUCUCCACAUCCGGAUGGAGCAGGAGCACAUGAUCAACUGGGUGGAGAAGAGUGUCAUCGGCAGCAUCACUCCUCAGCAGGAGAAAGAGAGCAUCGCCAAGUGCAUCACAGACCUGAAUGCUCUGGCCAAGGCCACUCAGGCAACAGCUGUGGCCUAAACUGUCAAGUCUUCAAAGAAGACUUCUCUAAUCCCCGACUCAUGGUCCCAGGACGAGACGUUCACUUUUCUUCAAGGAAUAAAUAUUUGUCUCCGUCAAUAUGUUAUGGGUGUGUACAGUAUUUACACGUCAGCUGAUGGUAAAAUAAAUGGUUCUCUUAUUCAACUUCA